Messenger RNA from Globicephala melas (long-finned pilot whale), 5695 nucleotides. It is a transcript of the gene KRABD4, whose product is annotated as KRAB box domain containing 4. The record is from RefSeq and is a predicted model, not a curated record. Gene Ontology annotation, biological process: regulation of DNA-templated transcription. Lineage: Eukaryota; Metazoa; Chordata; Mammalia; Artiodactyla; Delphinidae.
UUGCUUGAUUCAUUCAGCGACCAUUUCCUCAGUGCCUAGUAAAUGCCGGGCACCCCUGUGUUUCACAGUAGUCUGUUCACAAUAGCCCUGUGAGUAGGUACUACGAUGCUCUUUGUUUUACAGAGAAAGCAAGAACAGAAAGGCUGGGAAACCUAACCAAAGUCACACAGUAAAGUGGAGGGAUCCUUUUUCUUUUUUCGUUUUUUCGGCAUAACGCUUAUGCCUUUCCAACAAACGCACCCUAAAUUUAUCACUUUGCUGGCUCACUGUCUGUAUCUCCCCUGCUAAGAGUAUGGCUCCGCAAGAUGGCGGAACUCUGAAGUUUUGUUCACGUAGAACAGUAGAACCCAUAGGACAGUAGAACAGGCACACAGUAGGCCCUGACCUCUUAUGAAACGAAUAAAAGCGGCAGAGCAGGCAGUCAGUUUCGUUCCAGAGCCCAGACCUUAUCAGGCGGUAAUUGAGCUCUUACUGAAUGUCAAUUCUUAAAACUACAGUGAGGCACUGUGCCUUCUGAUGGCAAGGAAAACUUUGGGCUUUUCCUCAACUUCGCUCCAUCAUGGAGGUUGCUAAUUGCAUCGCCUGUGUGGUCAUUGCCUUUCCAGGGUCAGGGUUCAUAAGUGAGCCCACGGCUCAGCAGCUUCAGACACCAGCUGAUCUGCCAUGGGCUUCCUUAGUUAGACUACAGAAGACCCAGUCUGAGGCCUCAGAAGGAGGUGAGCUCCUCGGGUCAGAGGCAGAGACAUAGUCCUGAAGUGAUGGUCCCAGCAAAGGUACCUUUGUCUUUGAAUCCUUGGGUCCUGCCUCCUUAGAAAUAAAAUAGCUCCUCUGAGGGGAGUUGGAAGAGGAGCGCCAGCCCAGACCCCAGGGGCAGAGGGGGAAGGCUCACAGGACAGACCCAGAUGCUCUGGUUAGAGGGAGGGGGCUCACAGGAUAGCAGGUCCUAGAAGAACUGGACCUGCAGUGCCCUCUGUCCCUUCCUUCAGCUGAGAGAGAGCAAGGCUGACUCGGUGACUCAACUUCUAGCCACCAUCAAGAGCUGUGUGAUGGUGGUCAGUUGAACCCCUAUUGGAGGAGAGGGAUGAAAGUUACAGACGGAUGGAGGGACGCUGCCCUGCGGUAGUGCCUGCAAAGGCAGGAUCAGGCUGGAAAGAUUGACCACCUGCCUCACGGGACUUUCUCCACUCCUGACACAUUUGUGCACACAUCAUUAUAUUUCCCUCUUGUGCCAUGGGCUAUUUUUGUUUUGUUUGUUUGUUUUUUGUUUUUGACCGCCCCGCGCGGCAUGCGGGAUCUUAGUUCCCCAACCAGGGAUGGAACCCACGCCCCCUGCGGUGGAAGCACAGAGUCUUACCCACUGUUCGGCCAGGGAAGUCCCCUGGGCUAUUUUUGGAUUUGAGUCAGUCCCAUAGUAUACACAACCCACUUACCUGUAGCAGAAAUGUUGAAUCUCCUCUACCCUGACUAGAUGACCCAAGAGGUGUCUUUGGUUUCUGUGUGUCUGUGACCUUUCAGCGUGGUCUCUAGGUAGGCCAUCACCUAGCUCUGCUGCCUCUCAUUUUGAUGCUAGUAACUGGGUCUGGGAAGUGACUCAUUAAGCUGCAUCUUGCUGAGCCCUGUUGUCCUGAUCCUAAGGCAGGGAUUGCUACAGUAGCAAUGGUUAACAAAAGCUCCUUGCUGAAACUGUGUUUUGAACACCGCCAAAUAAGGGAGAGCAUGGCGAUCAAAUGGACAUAAUGGGAAAUAAGGAAGUAUUGGGGCGGGAACAGGGUGGCGGUGGCCCACUGAAGGGCCGAAGGAGCCUGGCGCAAGGUCAGUGGUUUCCAGCUCCAUGAGGAACUGACCAAUGCCUGGCCGUUAACCUCCCUCUACCCACCUCCUUUCCUACCUCCUCGCCCCUCCCUUCUGUCCUGUGCUCAGCUCUGGUUUGUCUCCUUCCUCCAAACCACAGCAAGCUGUCCCUGUCCUCCAGACUUUGCUCAGGGUCUAUCACCUCCAGGGCUUAGUGUGAUAAUAGGUGGUUUGUAAUAAUUUCUCCUUUCUAUUUUACUACUAAAUGAUAUUGUGAAAAAUGAAAAAAAUGCAAGUAAAUAAAAGAGGAAAGGUGGAGUUACCACUGGAAGGUAAGCACUCUCAACGUUUUCAUAAAUGCUCUUCUGGACUGCUCUUCCUCAAUAAAUACAUAUUGCUUAACAAAGGGGAUCGCACUACACUUGCUUUCUGGUAACCUACUUUUAAAUACGUUAAGAAAUGAGAACAGGAUUGCAUUGCAUUUUUAAAGCCCAUGCGGUAUUUCCCAUGUUGUGUGUCUAAUUUUUGAUCUGAGUCCCCUUUGCUGGAGGUUUAGUUGCUUCCAAAUUGUUGAAUGGUGGAAACACCUACAGUUAACAUCCUUGUAGCCUGUGCUUAUUUAUGAUUGCCUUUUUACGAUAAAUUUCCAGGCAUAGAAUUCCUGAGAGAAAGGAGAUGUCAGGUUGUUAAUGGCUUCCGAGGAGAUGUCUUUAAACACAAGUCAUAAAUCUGUCCAGGAAGAGAAAAUAAAUUGAUGUGGAAAACCCACAGGAUCUUAGCCGUGUCCCAGGGGAACAGGCUGGAGCUACCAGGCCACGUGUCCAGAUCAUCCCCGCUGUGGGGCAAGAGUGAUUGUUAUUAAGCUGGUGAUGGUGGUCUCAUGGCUGUAUGCACUGAUCUCGACCCCCCUAAUUCUGCCUUCCUAGAUCUCCAUCCUUUGUCAGGGCGGAGCCACAUGGCCGUGUCCCAGGAAACGUUGACCUUCAGGGAUGUGUUUGUGGACUUCACCCUGGAGGAGUGGCAGCAGCUGGACGCCACUCAGAAGAACCUCUGCAAGGAUGUCAUGCUGGAGAACUACAGCCACCUUGUCUCCGUGGGAUUCCUCGUGGCCCAACCAGGUAGGACCUUCAGGUUGGGACAAGGAGAAGAGGAGGCCAGGAUGGCAGCUGGAGAAAGCCCAACACGGAGGUGUCCAGAUCUCCAUCCUUUGUCAGGGCAGAGCCACAUGGCCGUGUCCCAGGAAAUGUUGACCUUCAGGGAUGUGUUUGUGGACUUCACCCUGGAGGAGUGGCAGCAGCUGGACGCCACUCAGAAGAACCUCUGCAAGGAUGUCAUGCUGGAGAACUACAGCCACCUUGUCUCCGUGGGAUUCCUCGUGGCCCAACCAGGUAGGACCUUCAGGUUGGGACAAGGAGAAGAGGAGGCCAGGAUGGCAGCUGGAGAAAGCCCAACACGGAGGUGUCCAGGGGGCUCGAGUUCGAUCCCUGGUCAGAGAACUAAGAUCCUGCAAGCCAGCUGGUACGGCGAAAAAUAAAAAAAAAAAAAGGCAAGAUUCAAAGAGAGAAGUCUGAGGGCAAAUGCUUCAUUAAAAAGUGAGGGUCCCUUGCUGAGUUCCCAGACCUGAGCCUAAUUUUAGAUCUGGAACCAAUUGUCUAGAGAGGUGCCCAUGUCCCUUAUAGGAAGAACCCUACAACAUUGUAGCAAACAUAAAAUACUUACCUUAGUCCCUUUCCGAGGGAACCUAUGGCCAUUUAUCUGGGUGACUAUGGUCAUUGGGGAAAAGGGAAUAUUUUUAGGACUAUUGGACACAGCUUUCUGAGUUGACAUUAAUACCCAGAUAUGCAAAGCAUCACCAUGGCCCUCCUGUUAAGAGUGGGGGCUUACUGGGUACAGGUGUUACACUGAGUCCUCGCUUAAACCUGAUUCACAGUGGCCCACUGCACAUGCAGACCCAUCCAGUGGUGAUUUCCUCAGUCUUCUAGUGUAUAAUUGGAAUUCAUAUACUUAUCAGUUGGACCAUUUACUACCUCUCUCCUCACCUGUAAUGUUUGUUAGCUGAUAAUUUAUGUAACAGUAUUCAGUGGUUACAGUGUAAAGAACUAUGGAGAUAACUUAUUUUUACCCAAAAAAAUCACACACAGAUAUUACAAUCACAGGAUACCCAUUUUUAAGAUGCAAAACAUAUACUCAAAACCAUACACUCAGACAACCACAUGGAAAAGGAAUAGGGAAUAUAUAGACAUAUGUGAAAAUGGGGUCAUUUUAAGAAGAGAAUUGUGUCACAUAUUAAAGACAAAGCUGAAUGGGAAAAUGGAUUGGAAGACAGAAUCUACUAUGCACAAGAUCAUUUUAUGGGUAGUUUCUGCAGACGACAUUUAAAAAAUUAAAAACUCAAUAAUCCUACCACCCAAACGAUAAUCUGGAUAAUCUGCUUAAUAAUUUGUUGUAUUUCCUUCCGAGCUUUUUGUUCUGUGUCUACCUAUACACACACACCUACAACAGAUACAAAUAUAAAACAAAUAUAUUUGUAUACAUAUAUAUGUGCAAAUAAUUUUACUCAGCAUAAAACUGCUACUUUUCUGCCAUCCAGAGUCACUGAUAUAAUGGUGCAUUAUCCAUCCUUGAUGUAUUUUUUUAUAAUGUAAACUAUGUGGUACAUUGUUUUAUGUUUUUUCACUUAGCCAAUUACCAUGAACAUUUCCCCAAAUCCUCAAACAUGAAAAAAUUUUUCAUUAGUGCAUACUAUUCUAUCUUAUUGAUAUGUCAGUUUUUAAUCAAUUGACUAUUGGAUAUUCAAUUUAUUUUUUUUCUAUUUUAAAUAGUAUUAUGUUAAGGUAGAUAAGCUGAAAAUUAAAGAACUUUUACUGACUAAUAAAAUGAGGCAUAAAUGUAACCAUAAAAUGAUUACCCUUAAAUAUUAAGUUAUAAGCACUGUUCCUAAGUGAAGUGUGUCAAAGCUUAAUAUAUGCCUUUUCUGUAAGGGGUUUGCAUUUCUGCACUGAAAGUGUUGAUGAAUAUGUGUGAGAUCUCCUGUUUGAGCUCCUUUGUUUCAGGGAUCAUGAUGACUCAUCCUCCGUCACACCACUUAAGGAAGCAAUUUUUCUAUUUUGUUUAAGAAGUAAACUGGGAGUUUGCCCUAGCUAGGAUUAACAAUUUUUGCUUUAUAUUUUUCUUUCAAAAAUGUCAUCCUCUACUCCACAGUGAACAUAUCUUAAUUAUUGAGUGCUUGUUUGCAACCUCUGCACCUUUCACACAAAAUGUGUGGUAUAGACUAUGGAACAUAUUUCUCUCAUAAUUUCUAACACAGUUUUCUAAACUCAUUAAAUUCUUUGUUUUUCCUCAGCAUAAAUACUCUGAUAGGUCAGCAUAAAUACUCUGAUAGGCAAGGAUAUUUAAAUUCUUUCUAAAGUCUUUUCCACAUCAAUAUAUUCACAGUUUUGCCACUUUUGAAUUCUCUGGUAUACAGUUCUCCACUUGUGUAAGAAUUCUGCAUGAAAAAUUGAUCACAUUUAUUAUAUCCUUCUGGAAUUAUACUUUUGUGCCUUUUAUUAAGUUAAAUGAACAUUAAAUAAUAUAUGAAGAGUUUUUGACAUUUUUUGAUAUUUAUAAGGUUACUCCCCAGGAUGAAUUGAUAUAUAAUAUAAUGAGGUGUAACUAGUGAAAUUAUCUCACAGUAAAGUAUCUUAAUAGGUUUUCUCUCCUGUAUGACUUUUCUGAUGUUUAAUGAGUGUUGACUUCCCACUGAAGGCUUUGCCACAUUCUCUGCAUUCAUAAGGUUUCUCUCCUGUAUGAGUUCUGUGAUGUACAAUGAGAGUUGAUUUCACACUGAAGGCUUUGCCACAUUCACUACAUUCAUAGGGUUUUUCUCCUGUAUGAAUUCUCUGAUGUUUAAUGAGAGUUGAUU